AUGCUAUUUGUGAAAGGAUUGCAGCAGUUGAACUCAAAUGGGUUGGUCGAUAUUGGAAACUUGGCUGCAUGGGAGGUAUCGUCUGCAAAACAAGGAUGCGAUAUCGAGCAAAUACGUGAUGACUCUGCAUUGACGUUCUGGCAGAGUGAUGGCCAGCAGCCACAUUAUCUUGUCAUUAGAUUUACCAAAUGUGUGAAUAUUGAACGAAUCAGCAUGUUCCUCAACUACUCGGUGGAUGAAUCUUACACGCCGGACAAGCUGUCCGUUCUGGCAGGCACCGGAGAACACGAUCUGAUUGAAGUCACAACAAAGGAGUUUUUAGAACCUGUCGGAUGGCAACAUAUUGAAUUUGAAAAUGUCAGCAACUCCGGCUUCCUUAAAUGUUACAUGAUCAAAAUCAAGUUCAUUUCCAAUCACCAAAAUGGUAAAGACUGUCACGUCCGAGCCGUCAAAAUCAUGUCUCCAGCUAUGAUGAACUCAAUCUCUUCUGCUGAUGAUACCAAUGGCGACUGUGUUGGAUUUACAAGUAAAAAGUUACUCAGUGAGUGUUUGAUCAGGUGA
Messenger RNA from Pichia membranifaciens NRRL Y-2026, 561 nucleotides. RefSeq lists its product as hypothetical. NCBI's taxonomy places the organism in Eukaryota, Fungi, Ascomycota, Pichiomycetes, Pichiales, Pichiaceae. Bases 1 to 561 code for a protein of 186 amino acids. Gene Ontology annotation, biological process: anaphase-promoting complex-dependent catabolic process; protein K11-linked ubiquitination. The transcript has a single exon. Gene Ontology annotation, cellular component: anaphase-promoting complex. The record is from RefSeq and is a predicted model, not a curated record.